GGUUGGGUAGAGCGGCUCUUUCUCUGUGUGCAAAAUGGCGGCGGCGGCCCCGGCGGAGCCGCUGCGUCGGCUCCAUCGCCCCCGCAACCCUCCGUGGUGGAGCCAGAGGAGCCGCUUCCCCUACGCCUCCUUCGACGAUCCCCCGCGCAGCCGCCUCUUCCUGGUGCUGGAGCAGAAGGUGAUGACGCCGGAGGUGUGGCUGCGCCUGUCCUCCUUCGGCCCCAUCGAGGACUUCUGGCCGCAGGUGAACAAGCGCACCAUGGAGCCCACCGGCGCCGCCUUCGUCAAGUACGCGAGCAGCGCCGACGCCCGCAGGGCCCUCCGGGAAAUGAGCUCGCUCCCAGGCAUGGAGCCCGGCGUCGUCAAGAUAUGCUUGGCACAAAGCAGAGUUUCUGAAAAGUCAGGGAAUCUGAAUCUUGAACCACAUGGUGAAACAGACGCCAAAGUCCCAAAGACAUCCCAAGCUGCUUUGGCCACAGAGGAAUGUAGCCAAAAUAAAAGCAGCAGUUUGAAGACUCCUGUAACUAAUCUGACCGUGUCCACUGAAGUCAAGUCUCCUGAGAGUAGGCCAGAGCAGGAAACAGCAAUUUGUGAAGUACAGGGGGAAAGUUUGAAUACUUCAGAUAAAAGCAGCAGUUUGAAGAAGCCUGUAAUUAAUCUGACCGUGUCCACUGAAGUCAAGUCUCCUGUGAGUAGGCCAGAGCAAGAAACAGCAAUUUGUGAAGUGCAAGGGAAAAGUUUGAAUACUUCAGGUAAAAGCACCAGUCUGGAUAAGAUGGUUACAGAGCCCAGUAAAUUCUCUGUACUCAAGUCUCAUGUGAACAGUCAGAGGCAUCAAACAACAGACCAUGAAGUACAAGAGAACAGCUUGAAUCCUUCGGUAUUGACUCUUGCUUUAGAUGAACAUGUCGGUUUGGAUGAGCCUAUGAUUAGUGUCGAAAAGGAAACAACAAGCUAUGAAAUAAAAGGGAGCAGCUUAAUCCCUAAAGUUUGCAAGACCACUUCAAUUGAGCCUGUGACCAAGACAUCUGAAUCUGAUACACACAAAUCAUCUGUGUGGGAACACCAAAGAAAGAUCCACAGAAUGCAGGGGAGCAAUUUGAUUGUUAUAGCCUUCCUGUCUUAGUAAUGCCAGUCUGAAAAGUUUGGGUCUUGCAUUGGGGGAGUGGGACAGAUGGAAGAUUGUGCUCAAAUGCAGGCCAUUCUAAUGCCUAGCAGCGUGACCUGAGGAAAGCUGUCUUGAACUUGAUAUUACAGAUACUCCAUCGCUCUCAAGAGGUUCUGUAAGCCAUAGGACUAAGGCCAAGCCAAUAGAUGCCCUUACAGACGGAUCCUUCAUGAAUAGUGCUAAAAAGAAUACAAACACAGUACGAGAGAGCAACUUGAUUACUUUAGCUUCACCAUGUGACACCACUGUGGCUGAGACUGUGGCCAAAUCGUUUGAAGGCAGUGUAAAAAGAUGCAGAUGGAACAUUGCAGAAACAAGCAAUUUGAUUACAUUAGGUUCUAAUACCGCUGAGGUUCAGCCAGUGUCUACGCCACCAGAACUCUGUGGAUAUGGAUACUAUGUGGGCAGUGCGGGUUACAGUUCCACUUUGCCUGUAUCAUUGACUGAACCGCUUACAUCCAAUUUGCACUACUACACUGCAAGUAGUGUAGAACAGCAAACAGACACUCAAAGAAUUCAAGAGAAGAAUUUGAUUACUCCAGAUAAGUCCCUGAAAUCAUCUGAACGCAAAUUCUACAUGGGUGGUCGGAAAACAAGGAGCCGUAAAGUACACAGGAGCAACUUGCUUGCUUCAGUAGACCCACCAGACCUUGCAAGUGUGGAAAGGAGUAAUUCCGGAAGAAAAGCGUCAAUCUCCAGACAUUUAUUAGUGGUAUCCAAAUGUCCAUUGACUCAAGAGCAAAUAUUCAGCCUCUUUGGUGUCGUCCCAGGAUUGGAAUGUUGUGAAACUCCUCCACAUCUUUAUAAUAACCAUGUAUUUGCAGUAAUUCGGUACAGAAACAUUGCAUCUGCUGUGUAUGCGAAGUGCAGACUACAUGGUUUAGAAUAUCCUCUUGGGAACCAGUUGCAUGUUAGUUUUCUGGAAAGUGAAACUCAUGGAACUAACUCCAGUCUCAUCCAAGAAAUGGCAACACAGGUGGUGACUUCACAACUGGCGUCAGUAAUAUGGAAUAAUAAUUGGGCUCCUCAGCUUCUGGCAUCGUCUCAGUCCCGGAUCCCUUCUCCAUCUCUCCAAACAGACGCUGAACUUCCAUCACGCAAAAGGAAAGCUCCCCCUGAUUCUCCUGUACGGGAAAAGCUUUUCAUUGUAUUUGAUCCCUGUCCUUUACCUCAAGAUGUCUUGGACAAUGUAUUAAGUCGGUUUGGAAAUUUUAUAAACAGUCACCUCAUCCCUGGGGAAAAUGUAGCUUAUGCCAAAUUUGCAGAGAGAACAAGUGCUAGUCAUGCUAUAGCUAUGUUACAUGGCAAGACUGUGAAUGGUGUGAAGCUGAAGGUAAUAUUGGCUGACCUGCCCACAGGACUCUAAUAGAUGCCAAGCGGAUGUUCUGACUAGACAGGUAAGUACUUAAUCUUUGGUACUACUGCACUCCUAGAUCCAGUUGUGUACUUCAGUGGUUUCAGAGCUUUCCUUUCUCCUUGUUCAAGGAACAGGAUGCAGAAAAAUGCCUGGCUUGAAUUAGGUUUCUUCCCUUAGGGGCUUACAAUCUAAAAACAGGCGCAAGGAAAAUGAAGAUAGAAGAUAGAAUUAUUUAAAUUACACUUCAGUGGUGUCACUAGGGAUGUGUGGGGUGUGUGGGUCACACCAAGUAAUACCUUGAGAGGGCGUGCAUACCUUGCCUUAAGUGCACUUGUGGAGGCAGCCUUCAGGAGGCGCCUUCUCAGCUCAUGCCUGCAGUGGAGCUGUGGGAGCAAAAUGAGCAACUCUCCAUCCUGCUGGGAAGAGGAGGUGGCAGAGGAGGAAGCACUUGGCCAGCCAGACCGGGUUGGCAGAGAGUGAAUGGGCACUGAUGCUGCAUGAAUGAGGGAGUGGAAGAAGAAGAUGAGAAGGCGGCAAGCAAUGCCACUGCCCAACCAGUCCUCCAUGCCUUCUUGCUGCAAAUUGCAGUGAAGUUCUCAGGCAGCAGAGAUCCCACCUGGAUACAGCACUGAGGUGGUGAUUGGGUGCUGUGGUGCCGAAGAUGCAGAGGAGGUAGAAGGAGAAGGAAGAGUGGAUCUGGGUGCAAAGGCAAUGGUGGCUCCUCGGCAGGAGGUUACACCAUGAGUUAUCACACUGGGUGACACCAAUCCUAGUGACACCACUGAUAUAAUUAGAUGUAUGGUACUACAUGGUUGUUUUAAAAUGCUUACUGAGAAAAAUGGGUUAUGAAGUGUGAUUGGGAAAAAAAGAAAAUUAGAAAUGUGUUUUGCAGACAAUAAGUGAUAGUGCUGUUUCAGACAGUAUAGAACUGAUUAUUUCAAAAGACAUAAGGUGUGACAAAAUAAAGAAUACAGCAAUAAGAGCAUGUCGUUCUUUCACUAAAACAACCCUUACUUUGGAGACCAGUGUGGUUUAAUGGCCAAACUGUCUCACACUGAUGGAAGAGACUAGAAGCUAAAAAUCCCCACUUAGGUAUGGAGCUCCAUGGAAUAACUUGAGCCAGUGAUUCGGUUUAAACUCCAUCAGUGUUUUUCUAUGAGAAUAAUGGUAUCUUCAACAUAUUGAACUCCUAGGAGAAAAGGCAGCAUUAAAAUGUGUUUAUAUGGAAGUAGGUUCUAUUAUAAUCUGUGGGGUUUAGGCUUGAGCAAAUAUGUAUAACUUUGUUGCCAAAGAUGAAGAAGUUGGUGAUUUUGAGGAGAACCAGGAUAAAAUGGUUUGUUAUCACAGUUUCUCCAGUUUGAAUGACAAACAAGGAACUGUGGAGAGUUUAAAAUUGAAACUAGACACUACAGCUCUGUUACUUGCCAAGGCACAAUUUCAUUGUAAACUCUGUUUUCCUGUUAAAUCUGAAUCAGGGAUUUUUUAUUUGCAUGACAUUUAAAUCUCAUUUUAAUCCAAGCUAUUUUUGUUUAAAAAUAGUUUUUUAGAAGUAAUGUUUAAAAUAUUUAAAUGCUGUUUAUUUUGAUUCUUUAACGUCAUAUAUGUUCAUCCCUUCAUGAAAUACUUUUUUCUUCCCUUCAUGAGAGACAUUUUUGGGGAAUGUCUCACCACAUACUUUUUGAAUACUUGGAGAAACCAUUUGUGAUAUGCUUGAGUAAGGAACAAAAUUAUGUUAAAAUGUAUAAAAUAUUGGUAACUUAUGCUAACAUGGUUGCUGCUUCAAUGCCAGCAUCAAUGUGUCUCCAUUGUAUAGACCUUAUGAUCAAGUCAACACAAUUUGAACGUGCUCAGUUAAUGGUUUCAGAGAUAUAGGUAAAGCUGACAAUUCUUCUAAGGAUUUCUGAAAAGAAUCUUAAGCCCUUGCAACUUCCAGAAGCUGUGGAAAGCAUAGCUCUGGAGAUAUAAACCCUUCAGUUGGAAGAAGUCAAGACAUAUUGCACUGCAAUGAUGCCUCUUGAAGAAGCACUGAGCAUUCUUGCAUGUGUUACCUUGAAGGAAGCUACAACUGAACUCCUUUUGGAAAGAUGAUACAUCUUCAAGAGAUCCUUUUUGCUGAACCAGAAUGGGUUUGGGUGAAUUCCAAGUUUCUUGUUUUGCCCACUGAUGAACUGUUAUCUCUCAACUGCAUCAAAUCAAUAGAACCAAAUCCCAUUUUCUGAGAGAAAGCACUCUUUAGACAUCUCUAUAUUUUAAAUGUAAUAAAUGUAUGGACCAGUUCCCACACCCAAGACGUAUCUUGAAACAAUUUAUAAAAUGCUAAAACAAAAAUAACUUGUUUGCUUAGUCCCCCCUCCAAAGAUAAAUAAGGGGGGUUGCCUUUGCAUUCCUCUGAGGCCAAAAGUGUGUGACUUGCCCAAGGUCACUCAGUUGGUUUCCAUGGCUGAGUGGGAAUUAGAACCUAGUUCUCCAGAGUCAAACCACUACACCAUGCCUGCUAUUGUACAGUCUCAAUGAUAUAAUCUGUCUUAGGAUCUUAUCCAAAAGAGAAGAAAGAAGAAAUAAUUCUAUAUAACAUGUUCUUUACUGGACACCAAAGGAAAAUCUGGACUGUAAUUUUUUCAAAGAAAUUCCUUUGCUUUGUUUGUUCUGUAACCUGAAUACAUAGUGAUGCUAUGUGAAAAGUUUGAAAUAGACAUCCUUUGUGCUAAUAGUUGCCCUUUUUUCCACUGGUGUGUGGGUUCCACCUUAGAACCACACCCAAAGGUCAUCCUGGAGGAAUUCUACUAUCCUCAAACAAACUGGAAUGUAUGGAUUUGCCCUAAUGUUAGAGUUCAAUUUUCUAGUUCUAUGUUUCUUAGAGCCACUGGGUGCAAUUACCCUGCUAAUUAUACAGACAGUUUUUAUGUUUUUACUGUCUAUAGCAGUUUGUAUUCCUCAAACCAAGAAUGAUCACUCAUAUACCGAUCAUUUGAACCCAGCUUUCAUCAUAGCUUGAAAUGAAUGUUUUUUAAAAAGCUGUUUUAGUCUCUCCAGUAUUUCUUUUCUAUAUUAACUUCUAAUAAUCUGUGCUCACUAUGUUUUAAAGCAGUUCCAAACAGUUACUGCUAUUUUGAUCACAUAUUAUGCUACAAACCAAAAAAUUGGACCAACACAAAGAAGAGAACAGAGCUACAAUUGAAUGGUGUUUUUUCCUCUCGUAGACAUUGAAUUGUAAUCUGCAUUUUGUGCUACUUACUAUAUUGAUUAUAUACUAUGCACUUUGAAGUACAAAGCAAUACUAGAAGUACUAUGUACUUGUGAAAGAGAAGGCUGUUGUUAAAAUGGGAGACAGCAGUCCUCAGCUUCGGGAGUGUAGUGCAAGAGGAAUUAAGGGAUUCUUCCUCCCCUUAAUUCCUAUUCUGUUAGUUCUGCUUCCUGCUUUGGGAGCUGGAGGCUGCUGUUUCUCAUUGACACAACAGCCUCCUGCUUUGAAAUAACAAGGAGGAAGAAUCCUUGGAUUCCUUCUGUGCUGCACUCUUGACGCUGGAGGCUCAUAUCUCCCAUUCAAACAACAGGCUUCUGCUUUGAGAGUAAAGAGGAGGAAGAAUACCUGGAUUCCUUCUGCACCCCACUCAUGAAGCUGGAGUCUUUUGUAUGAAAUGGGAGGAGGAAGAAGUUAUGUCUUAGGUAUUGCCAUUACAUUCAGUGAUAUAUGGAAUUAUUAAAGUGUAACAUUAAUACAAAAAACAUUACUAAGGAUUCUGUAUGGUCUCAUAGGGAGGAGGUCAAUGGGAGGGGGUGACACAAUGAGUUAUCACACCAGGUGACACCAAUCCUAUUGACAAUCCUAGGAUAGUCUGGGCAAGAGGCCUCUUGGUCGCUGCUCAGUCUCCUGCUCAGUUGCAGUGCCCAAGGUGACCAGGUGCAAAGGCAGAAGCUUCUCCCUGGCAAGGAAUGGCUCUCAAUCCUUCUUCAUUGGGGUGAAGGGCACAGCCAGUGUGUGUGUAGGGGGUUUACAUGGGGCACAUGUUCUGGACUGGAGACUGGCCUGGUGAAAUUUUAACCACUGGAACUGUUCCAAAUCAAAGGACUUUUUCCAAGAAUUGAGCCCAGAUACUCCUCCCCUUCUUUCUCCAGAGACAUGCCUUCCCCACACAGCUUCAAGUCCCCCCACCCAGCAUUGUUUCUUCUGCUGCCUCUUCCCUUGGCCUAUCUGACAAAAGAAAGCAAAAGUGGCUAUGUAACUCUAACCUGCCAAGCUUAAGCAGGGUCCUAAAUUUGAAAGCUCCUUUCUGCCGCUACUGACUCCAGUCAGUCUGUUCCAGAUUGGUGCCACUCCAAGCCACAAAAGUGAUGACCUGCACCCAAGCCUAAUGAGAAUUUCCCAACUGCCACUACUAGCGAAAGCUACAGCUAAGGGAGUGAGCUUGUGUGGGGAGUGAAGAGCAAGAGACACCACCACACAAAGCGAUCAGCAGAGCUGUGUGGUGGUUUUAAGGGACCCUGAAAAAUGUCAAGGCAAUCCUCAUUCCCAGCAUGGCCAUAAAGGCCACUGGUUCCCUUUAUCUUUUUUGUGCACCAAUACUUUGACUGGAAGCUCCCCUGCCACCACUUCCCCCCUCACUGCCCUCCUGGAUCUUUCCACUGCAUACCACCCACUUUGGGAAAUACUGUGUUAGACUGUGAGCCUACUGGCAGAGGUUGUUCAUUGAAAACUUGAGCACUUUAAAUGGUUUAAUCAUCCUCAAGUACAGUACUUAAAUACUGGAAUUUAGCUCAUAUUUCUUGUAACUGGUAUGCAUACUACUACAUAUUUUCUUACAUUUUUUCCCAGUUGUUGCAUUUAUUAACACGUGUUCUUGUUCAUUUGUUUAGAUAUGAUAAUAUGUUUCUCCUCACUGUAGAUGUAUAUUGAUAUUUCUAAAACCAUUCAGUAUUGUGUAUUAUUUUUUUUACAGAACAGUCAGUACUGUUCAGGAUUUUGUACUUUUUCCUUUGUAUAAGAAAGAAUGCUAUCAGGGCCAGUCAGUAUUUUAUGUUGUUUUCUUUUCCUUUUCUUUUUUAAACACUGGUUUUAAUUUUAUUAAACAAUCAAAAUAUAAAACUGCUAUUUUUCUGCAGAACAGAGAACACCCAACAGAACAGAUGUGUCUGCUGAAGACUGAAAUGACUUUUUCAGUAUAUCGAGCUGAGAAGUCUAGAUUUGUGAAACUCCUUAUUCAUAAUUGAACUUUUAGGUAUAACGUUUACUGUAAAUAAUCUACUAUUUUUCACUCUAUAAUAACUGGUGGUCUGACUUUUGUUGAAAAUUAUGACAAAAAUUAAAAUGUAACUGGAAGUAUUAAUGGUUUUGUUUGUAGUUCAGAUGGCCAUCUUGAAUAAAGAUAGAGGCAGAUUUCUUAUGAUAUUCCAGAUAAGGAGCACAGUGCUUAAAACCAUUGCCUCCAUGUGGCAAGCCUCUGACAUGUUUAAAUGUCUCUAAAAAGAUAUAUUGCUAUACAUUAUGGCAAUAAGAACCAUUCAGUUGUUCAAAUGAGCUUAUAGAAUGAUACACAACUGUUAGACCACAUUUCUCUGCAUUGCAUUGUUUCAAAAGGCUAGUUUGUUCAAAUUAGGAAAAGACAAUGACUGUAAAGAAUUGAUUCACAUGUUUAUAAAGCAGAUUUAACCAUCUUUUAUUAAAGACAAGGAAGUGCAGGUGAGUAUUUAAUGGGAAUUGCAGGCCAACAGCAUAUAGAACCCCUGUUCUAGAACCAGGAAGUGAAGAAAUUUCAGUGUUGCUGACUUACUCUGAGAGCGCACACUUUAGAAAUGGCACCUUCCCAUUAGCUCCUGAUUGCCACAGAAAUAGUCCAGCCCAGAAUGUUCUCAUAUUUUGUGUAGGGUUUUUUUUGUCCUCUUGAACCACACUCGCCACUCUAUUUUCCUUUUCGUCUUCCUUUCGGUUCUGUGUUUGUUUGUUUUGUUUGUUUGUUUAUUUAACCUUUUGGCUCUUUUCCAAGUUGCCUUGGUCUUAUGGUGUAAUAACUGUUCUUUAAGAAAUGGCUGAUUUUGGAAGCAAACUUCCUCAGCUGACAUCUGUGAUUGUAGCUUGUUUUAAUUAAAGGAUGGGUUUCUGUAAUAGAGAAGCUCAGCCGUCAUGUAUCUUCCCUUGUUACUGACAUGCUAAAGCAUCAGUUUUGGUCUGAGAGUAUGCAGUAAUCAAAAAGACACACAUCCAAAAAACCUAUGGGCUAUCAGUUUGAAGAGAUCCUUAGAGUAGGCGAGGUCUAGAACUAAGUUAUUUAUCUGGCCUCUGCUGACUGAAAGGAGAUUUCACCAUGCAAUGCCAGAUACAUAAAAAUUCCUUCCUGACUACCAAGUUACCACUCUGUCUAGAAAAUUCACAAAUAAUUCUGCCACAAACUGAAUCCAGCCCUUGUACCAUUUGUGCCUUCUUCUUCUUCUUCUUCUUCUUCUUCUUCUUCUUCUUCUUCUUUAUUUUGAGGUCAGUCACUGCCAUUGUAUUUAGGUACCCACUCCUGUGGCUGCUUUUCACCUCUUCUUCCUCCAUCUUCAUAACCACCACUACUGAAGAAACACCCAGAGGGCUUGCUCAUCAGCUAAUAUUUUUCCUUUUGGAUAGGAGUAGCUAUCAUGUCCAAUACAGCUACAAUCCAGGAGAUAAACAAUUGCUCAGACCCAGAGGAUAGCCAUGUAAUAGAUGCUGUAGUGGAGCCAGUCUGAACAGGCUCCUUCCCUCAGGCCCUGAGUGGUGAGUGGUGGCAGGUAAAAUGAGUAGUGGCAGCAAAAAUGGGUCAUGUGUUUGGCAGUUGCAUGUGCAGCCUCUCCUAGAUGGGAUUGCACUACAUCUAAAAAUGUGUGCAAGCACUGGGGAUAAAUCUUGAACCACCAUGUUUAUUUGAGGCUCAGUUUGCCUCAGUGGCUAAGAGGGGCCAUUAUCACUGCAUCUAAUUCAACCAGCUACAACAAUGUCUGGGCAGGGAUAGCCUGGCUACAUUGGUUUAUUUUCUGCUAACCUCCAAGUUAAAUUACUGCAAUGUGUUAAUAUGUGGACCUUCCCAUGAAGAUGACCAGGAUGCUUCAGCAAAUGCAGAAACAACAGCCAGGAUUCUAAUCAGGAUUGCAAGGAAGAAUCAAGUAUCUACAGGAGCAGCUCACUUAGCAGUCUGCCAGUGACUUAAGAUCAUCGGGGCAGCUCCUCUCCAAGAACUUUGGCUACAUUACACAUGAAUAAAGAAGAGCAUCUUCUCAGUUGUGGCACAUACCAUAGACUGUACUUCCAAAGAGAUGCAACUGGCAACAACGCUCAUUUAUUUGGGACCCACUUGCAAUAUUUCUGUUUGCCAAGGGAAAAUUUAAGCCAAGAGUGAGGAUGUGCUAUGACUAGUAGGGAAACAUACUUCAUGACUAAGAAGAAAUAAAAAGACAGUAGAAACAAUUGGCUGCUUCAGUGUUUUUAUUACUUUUCUUGUUUUGAUGACCUAUUCUGUAGUUGUUGUUGAAUUAUAUUCCAAUGUAUUAACUCUGCUCUCUACUGCCUGUAUCAUUGGUAAACCUCUUUCAAACAAAUAAAGUUCUUUAGUUGA
Messenger RNA from Sceloporus undulatus (fence lizard), 10093 nucleotides. Its product is annotated as RNA-binding protein 45-like. Gene Ontology annotation, molecular function: RNA binding. Lineage: Eukaryota; Metazoa; Chordata; Lepidosauria; Squamata; Phrynosomatidae. The coding region runs from base 35 to 1126 and encodes 363 amino acids. The record is from RefSeq and is a predicted model, not a curated record. The transcript is spliced from 18 exons.